UCGGCCCCGGCAAGAUGGCGGCCCCCUUGGAGCUCAGCUGCUGGGGAGGUGGCUGGGGGCUCCCUUCGGUGCACAGCGAGUCCCUGGUGGUGAUGGCGUAUGCCAAGUUUUCGGGCGCACCCUUGAAAGUCAAUGUCAUAGAUAACACCUGGAGAGGUCCAAGAGGUGAUGUACCAAUUUUGACGACUGAAGACGGCAUUGUUUCUCAGCCUGCAAAAAUACUAAACUUCUUAAGAAAACAGAAAUACAAUGCUGACUGUGAACUCUCAGCAAAACAAGGGGCAGACACCCUGGCUUACAUCGCCCUCCUAGAAGAGAAGCUUCUCCCUGCCGUGCUUCACACUUUCUGGGUUGAGAAUGACAAUUACUUUACUGUGACAAAGCCAUGGUUUGCCUCCCGUAUUCCUUUCCCUCUGAGUUUAAUCCUGCCCGGAAGGAUGUCUAGAGGCGCACUGAAUAGGAUCCUCUUGACACGGGGAGAGCCGCCCCUCUACCACAUCCAGGAAGUGGAAGCUCAGAUAUACAGAGAUGCCAAGGAGUGCCUCAACCUCCUGUCAAACAGAUUGGGAACAUCUCAGUUCUUCUUUGGUGACACGCCUUCCACCUUGGACGCCUAUGUGUUUGGUUUCCUCGCACCUCUUUAUAAAGUGCGUUUUCCCAAGGUUCACUUACAAGAGCAUCUGAAACAGCUCUCCAAUCUGUGCCGCCUGUGUGACGACAUCCUGGGCAGCUACUUCAGACAUGGGCCCAUGGGCAUCUCUCCAGCUGGACCAGAAAUGAUAGACGUGAACCUGCGGAAACUCACACAACUUGUAAAUAAGGAAUCCAACUUAAUUGAAAAGGUCGCGUUCCUUCAUCAUUGCUUUCCGGGUGGGACUGUGCCUGUUCUUCAGUGUGAGGGGAAGAUUAGCAGAGCACAUUUAGAGAUGGAUGACAAUCUCCGCCAGAGCCCUCAGCUUCUUCCUCGGAAGCUGCCAACGCUCAAGCUGACUCCAGCAGAAGAGGAGAAUAAUUCCUUACAGCGGCUGUCACCCUGACAGUCACAGCCUGUUGCAGCCAAAGUCUUAGGAUUGUUUGCAGUAGUCACUUAUACUGAGUGCACGGAGACCAAAAGAAAACUGCUGUAAUAGGUCUAAGGAAGACUGUGAAACAGAAGGAGCUGAACGUGACUUUCUUUUUAAACUAGGGAAGCUUUUAUUUCAUCUUGGCAGUGCAUUUUGAAUGCUAAGCAAGCG
Microtus ochrogaster (prairie vole) is the source of this 1235-nucleotide messenger RNA. It is a transcript of the gene Mtx3, whose product is annotated as metaxin 3. NCBI's taxonomy places the organism in Eukaryota, Metazoa, Chordata, Mammalia, Rodentia, Cricetidae. The record is from RefSeq and is a predicted model, not a curated record. Gene Ontology annotation, cellular component: cytoplasm; SAM complex. Gene Ontology annotation, biological process: mitochondrion organization.